AUGUACACAUUCAGCCUUCUCUGCCUGACCGCAUCAAGUGCCUUCGCGGCCCUGAGCUCCACAGGCGAACCGAUCAAACUCGCUGGUCUAAAAAAGCCCGACCUUGCAGCAACUAGCCUCAACUCCCUUUUCGCUCGACAGACAUACGAAUGCCCUUUUUCGUCGACCGCUUGCAGCGAUGGAAUGACCUGCUGCGCAUUAGCAACAACAUGCUGUCUCGACGGUUGCUGCCAAUCUCAGUACUCCUGUGAUCCAAACGGCGAAGGUACCCCAGUCCAGCCUUGCGUCUGCUUUGGAUUUGGAUGUCCGGAUCCUGAAAAUGAUGGGAGUGAGAGCUCGUCCACUUCUACUCGUUCGAGUCGUUCGACUACCGCUGCGGCCGCGACAACUUCCACGACCAGCGAAGAUUCCACUACGWCGCAGAACCUUUCCAGUUCUGAGACCACCUCUGCUGAAACGACCAGUUCGGCGGAAGACUCAAGCGCUACAUCGGCUUCGGGCAAUUCGGCGGAGAAUACGUCGACCCAGCCGGCCUCUGGUGAUGCACCCACGGACUCACCAAGUGCUGGAGGUGGCGGUGGAGGUCUCACCGGCGCAGGCGUCCAGAUCUCGAGCAUGAGCGUUGUCGCCGUCAUGUUGGUCGCUGGAAGCAUUGGAGUCGCGGCCGUGGCUUUGUAG
This is a messenger RNA of Ramularia collo-cygni, 678 nucleotides long. RefSeq lists its product as uncharacterized. Bases 1 to 678 code for a protein of 225 amino acids. The transcript is spliced from 2 exons. NCBI's taxonomy places the organism in Eukaryota, Fungi, Ascomycota, Dothideomycetes, Mycosphaerellales, Mycosphaerellaceae. The record is from RefSeq and is a predicted model, not a curated record.